AUGCCGUCGCCACCACCUUUGAGCCCUUCGCCUCCUCCAGCGACGGCGGGGCGAUCCAUGCAGCUGCCUCCCGGGCAGGGCGCGAGCAUUGUUCAUGGAACGUCUGUGCCUUAUGUCGUACCUUCCACAAGGGUGGUCCUGCCCGCUGGGAGCAUCGUGACACCUGCAUCCCCGCCAAAGGCGGGUGCAGUGCCUGCGACAAACUGGCGCCCGGUCCCCUACACGGCGCCUUAUCCGAACUACACGACUGCGGCCGUGCCCAAGGCCACCGCGCUCCCGGCGAACGUGCUCUCCGUUUCGCCCACGUUGCCCUCGAAGUCCUCGGAGGUGUCCCUGUCGGAGCUGAGUACCGAAGCGAAGACGGACUCGCCAAUCGCCACACGCAUGCUCCCCGAACCGGUCCGGCAGACGCCAGCUGACCAGGGGCCGGCUCCAUCCUCCUCCCCACUGUCCAAGCUGAAAGGCCUGUCAAGCGGGGCCAUGAGUCCUGUGGCAUCGGCGGCCCCGACACCGCCGACCACGGCUUCCAAGUCGUCCCAUCCACGCACGCCAAGCAAACGCUGCCACAUUCGCUCGGAUUCGGUGCAGUGGACGCAGCUCGAACGCGACCUCUUCGAGUCUAGCUCCGGUUUGUACCAUCCCACGGAGAUGGCGACUAUGCGGCGGCUACCAUCGCAAGCUAUCCUGAUCGGUGGGACCGGCGUGAACUUCGAGGUGCCCGGGCGGGUGUCCAUCGUGGCGCCCUCCAUGUCGAAGCGACAGCACUACCACGAGAACCUUUGGCGCUGCUUCGAAUCUCAGACAUGGGCAGACAAGGAGCUCAUCGUGGUGGAAACGUAUGAAGAUGCGCCCUCGAAGUUUCUCCAGGCGAAGGCCAUGGUGGAUGAGCGGAUUGUACACAUCACCAUCAAAGUACAGCCUGGCCAGGACUUUACUGUUGGCUUGAAGCGCAACAUGACGCUCCACAUGGCCACAGGUGAGUACAUCGUUAAUUUCGACGACGACGACCUUUACGCGCCAGGUUACGUCACGAAGAUGGUGAGCCUGAUGCAGAAGGAGCGACUGGUUGGGGUCACCCUAUCGGCCUGGUACAACUAUUACAUUGGUAAGGGUGUUUGCACCUUCUCCGACCCAGAGAGCUGGGAUGAAUGGGUUGACAGCCCGGCUGAGCUGGAUGACAUCCUUUAUGGCUACGGUUUUAGUUACACGCACCGUCGUCAAGCGAGCUUGCUGUUUCCGUACCCCAACGUCGGAUUCGCCGAAGAUGCGCCUUUUUUCCUCAAACUCCGCGAGGUGUACGGAAACGACAAGGUACUCCUUUACAAGGAUGUCGACGGCCUCUGUCUUCACAUCAUGCAUCGGGCCAAUACCGCACAAGUUCUCGGCAGCCGCAACGCUUCCGCGCAGGAGAUUGCUUCGCUGGAAGUGGCAUGCCUUACACCUUUUCAGAAGAUGAUCGACAACGACUUUUUCCGCUUCUCGCCCUGGCGGCCGCCUGUGCGCUUGCCGGCGCUUUCUGCAGAAAUCAGCGUGGACUGGGUGGAGGAGGAGGCAGCCGAUGUCAUUCCAAAGCUCCGCGCAUCGACGUUGGAAGGGCCAGGUGGCUUCGAUGUCACGGCCAACCCACCCAUGCGGCCGCGCGCCGACUCUUUCCGCAACUCCGAGUGCUCCGUCGUCGAAUUCUGA
Molecule: messenger RNA, 1686 nt
Organism: Symbiodinium sp. CCMP2592
Lineage: Eukaryota; Dinophyceae; Suessiales; Symbiodiniaceae
Source: the annotation of a GenBank genome assembly